Messenger RNA from Heterobilharzia americana, 2274 nucleotides. The record is from the annotation of a GenBank genome assembly. NCBI's taxonomy places the organism in Eukaryota, Metazoa, Platyhelminthes, Trematoda, Strigeidida, Schistosomatidae.
AUUACAGGGGUGGGUGCGGGUAUUGAUCACUGAAGUAAAUGCGGUAUUGAGGUUGAAAAGUUAUUGCAUGGAUUAACUAAGUCAGCAGGUUAUCCAUGAAUAAAAAGAAACGAUAUAUACUACUUCAUAUGUUGUUUAUGUGUGAUCCGUCGCUUGCGGUUUUCUGAGUUGUGUGCGCUCCACUUGGUUGGAUAACUGCGGAGUUGGAGGAAAUAUAUUCGGUUUGUUCACUGUUGAGUGACAUACUAAGUUCUUUGCAUAUUUUUGUGGCCACACGUCGAAUAUUUCUAUACCAGUUUUGAUCGUCUACGGAACCUGUAUAUGUGAUAUCCUAGCAUAUUCCAUAUGUAUUCAUAGUAAUUUAUCGUUAUAUUAUGCAGUAAAAUUUUGAAUUAAUUUCAAUUAGUUUGUAUAAACUGUGGAGCUCAUUUCAUCGAUGAUAACACCACUGGGUGAUAUGGAUGAGUUUGAUGAAGGUGUUGUUGCUGACCAUCAUCGCACACAUGACGGGGGUUUUGGUGACCCAAGUUGUCUUCACUAUCAGAGCUUCGAUAAAUCUGGACCAAACUGGGUUAAUAUGCUCCGACAGCAAGGCGCAUCGGUUGAUGAAACUAGCCCACAAACUACGCAUCUUAGUCCAGAUGUACACAGCAUAUCGGACUUAAAUUCCUUUGACUAUGGACAGCGUCUACCCUCGUUAGAAGGCAGCUCAAGUGCUCCAAUUAGCAAAGGAACACCUAAUUUGGCCUCGCAUUCACUUUUCGCAUGGCAACCGUUUGGCAGCACAUCAGUUCACAACCAGCCGCAAGCUUCGUCUUUUCACGGGCAACCUGGACAUUUGAUUCCACUAAUCCCAGGUUCGACUUCCGCUUACAGUGGGAUGGUUAAUUCUUCUCCCGCUAAUUCAAUGCCAACAUCAACCGACCUAAUUGAAUGUCAUCAGAAAAAUAAUUCCCACUAUGCCUACUCUGCUACUUAUUCUAGUUCACCUUUAUCAAAUAAAUCUCGUCCUAUUGUACUAAGCCCAGCUACCCAAUCAGGGUGCUGUUCAUCUGAUGUGCAAAAUCUACGUCUAGGAAUGCUUUUGCCUAAUUCCCACUCUCCAACCACUGCUCCAGUACCAGUUUAUGCACCUUCACUUACAUCUACUAGUACUUCUAGUUCAGCACCUCAUCAGGCCUUUUGUUCGCCAAAUAGCUCUUCAAAUUCUAAUCUAUUCAUUACUUCUCCAGCACUGGCUAGUCAUCCAAUUCAAGACCCCACUAAAAUCGUCAGUCAAAAACAGCGUUCAAAAAAGGAAAGCCAUAACAGAAUUGAACGAAAGCGACGGGAUUAUAUUAAUUCACAAAUCGUCUACCUCAGCAGCUUACUUCCACCAGAACUGUAUCGUGAUGUAGAUGGACGUCGAAAUAAGGGUAGUGUUCUACGACUUUCAGUCAGUUAUAUUAUGGAAUUGCGCGAAGCUGUAUCAAGAAUGGAAAGUCUGAAACAAGAGAAUACCAUUGCACGUCAGUUAAUUCCCCUUCUUUUACAACGUAUCGAGAGUCUGGAGAAAAUGACCUCAGAAUCAAAUGAUCUGAAAUCCGGACAACAGUUACAUCAUUCUCCAUCCGCUAGUUCCUUAAGAAACUUACAGUCACUCGAAGCUGUUUAUCAGUCAUGGCUUUUAUUAAAUGAGGCAAAUCAACGUAGCUGUAAUGGUAGCGGGAAUGCGUCAAAUUUGUCGGCAUCCGUUUCACGACAUUCGAUGCAUCCUGCACAAACAAAUCCAAACGAUAGUCGGUAUUUGCAUGAAUUAAUGAUGCAGAAUGAAACGCAAGCUGAUCUUGACUUCAGCAGUUCUAAAUUGCACCCUGUCACAUCCAGACAUAAUGUGAAUGUAAAAAGAGAACAUGGUGAUGAAGAAGAACGAAUAGAUGAUUGCAACUCAUUGUGUGUUAAUUCAGAUACACGACGUCCAGGAUGCUCAUCUAGAUCAAGCUUUACUGACCAUCAAACAUCGGAUAGAAUUGAAGAGGAGGUAGCAUCGCAGGAUGGAAGCUUUGAAAGCAGACCCAAUUCCGCCUAUGAAUGUUAUCCGCACAAUCUCCCAAGAACCCCACAGUCUAGUGUUUUUCAACAGAAUCACUGAUGAAUAGUACAAUUAUCUGAAAUUCAUCUCUAAUUUUGCGCCGUUUUGUUUUGUUGGGUCGAGAAAUCUUCAUUUUUUGUAAACUGACUCUCCAUCGUAUUGUUAAGAAUGAAAUUUGUUUCUUCCUCUGGAUUAUCACAGUC